GACACUAAAGCCACGCUGAUUGCUUGCUUUGUGCGCUACAACAGUGGAGAAGCAAUUGACAACUGAGUGAGGCAGGAGACGGAACAAGCUUAGAAAGAAUCACCGGGAGACAGAGGGUACGUGUUCGUUGUUUGGAGAUCCCGCUAUAUGAAUGCAGAGAGAGCUGCUUUUUACUGGAGCAUUUAGAUGGAUGUGAAAGAGGAAACGUGUGAUGCUGACUCCAAUAUAAUGGAGAAAAUGACCAUAACUGUUAAGGAAGAAGACGGUGAAAGGGAUUGUGUCCAACCUGAACAGAAGAGUGCGAGCAUUAAAGACGAGGACUGUGAACUGGGGUCAGUAGGCAUUAAAGAAGAGGCCGAAGAGAAGUUUGUCAGCAAUGAAUCUGACUUCCAUGCAAGUCUGGAGAGUGUCAAAGAAGAAGAUCUUCGUUAUGGGUGUCAAAAUGAUGCAGACACUGGGUUAGUCUCUGCUCAAAGCAGACACUCUUCAUCUCCAGAGUCUUCCUUCAAUGUGAAGUCUGAAUCAUUGCAGUCUAACACAGAGGGGACCGAAGAAAUUUCAUCUCUUAGUACUCUAGAUGGUCAGCCACCCCCUACAAGGGCGUCUACAAAAAGAAUCAAAGUUCACGACUCUUCUGACUGUGGUAAAAGAUUCUCGGAAUUGAAUAAACUUCGGAGCCAUGAAAGAAUUCACACCGUGAAGAAGCCAUUUUGCUGUUCUGAAUGUGACAAGCAAUUCAAUCAGAUGCAUAGUCUUCUCUGUCACAAAAGAAUUCAUGCAGGAGAAAAGCCAUAUUCUUGUGCUGAAUGUGGUAAACAAUUCUCUGAAAUGAACAAACUUCAGAGCCACAAAAGAGUUCACACAGGAGAGAAGCCAUACUGUUGUUCUGAAUGUGGCAAACAAUUCUAUCAGAAGCGUAGUCUUCAGAGCCACAAAGUAAUUCACACAGGAGAGAAGCCAUAUUGCUGUUCCGAGUGUGGCAAACAAUUUUAUCACAAGAAUAGUCUUCAGAGCCACGAAAAAAUGCACACAGGAGAGAAGUCCUAUUGUUGUUCAGAGUGUGGCAAACAAUUCUAUCAGAAGCGUAGCCUUCAGUGCCACAAAAGAAUUCAUACAGGAGAGAAGCCAUAUUCUUGUGCUGAAUGUGGUAAACAGUUCUCUGAAAUGAACAAACUUCAGAGCCACAAAAUAAUUCACACAGGGGAGAAGCCACAUUCUUGUUCUGAAUGUGGCAAACAAUUCUUUCAGAAGCGUAAUCUUCAGAUCCACAAAGUAAUUCACACUGGAGAGAAACCAUAUCGCUGUUCUGAAUGUGGUAAACAAUUCAAUCAGAAGCGUAGUCUGCAGAGUCACAAAGUAACUCACACAGGAGAAAAGCCUUAUUGCUGUUCUGAGUGUGGCAAACAAUUCUAUCACAAGAGUAGUCUUCACAGCCACAAAAGAAUGCAUACAGGGGAGAAGUCAUAUUGUUGUACUGAGUGUGGUAAACAAUUCUAUCACAAGCGUAGUCUUCAGAACCACAAAGCAAUUCACACAGGAGAAAAACCUUAUUGCUGUUCUGAAUGUGGUAAACAAUUCUCUGAAAUGAACAAACUUCAGAGCCACAAAAUAAUUCAUACAGGGGAGAAACAAUAUUCUUGUUCUGAAUGUGGUAAACAAUUCUAUCAUAAAAGCAGUCUUCAGAGCCACAAAAGCAUUCACACAGGAGAGAAGCCGUAUUGCUGUAGUGAAUGUGGCAAACAAUUUUCAAAAAGAAGUCAUCUUCAGGACCACCAACGAAUUCACAAAGGAGAAAAGCCAUAUAGUUGUUCUGAAUGUGGCAAACAGUUUUCACAACGAUGCCAUCUUCAGAGCCACAAAAGAAACCAUACGCGAGAGAGGCCAAAUGAUUCUUCUGACUGUGGUAGUUUUCAGAAUCAUGCCAUCUUCAGAGACACAAAAGAAUUAACACAGGAACAAAAUUGUGACGUCAUCAAGGUGCGACGAAAAAAAUUGAGGCCUACGUGCGUCUCGAAUCUUGUGAGCAGUAAACUGGAGCAGCGAACUGACUGUACGGGAGAAGACUUUACACCACCCAGUGGCACAAACAGCAAAGAAGAAGCAGCUGCCAUUUGCUGUGAUACCAAGAUGGAUGUGAAAGAGGAGAUGUGUGAAGCUGACAUAAACACCAUGGAAAUAAUAACUGUAAACAUUAAGGAGGAGGACUGUGGAGGGGAGUCUGUCUACCCUAAACAGGACAGUCUCGGCAUUAUGGAAGAAGAUUACGAACUGGUGACUGUGGGCAUUAAAGAAGAGGCUGAGGAGACGUCUGUCAGCAUUGAGACGCACAAACAUAAAAGUGUGAAGCCUGUCAAGGGGUCUGAGUCAUUAGAGUCUGGCAAGAAAAGGACCAAGAAGAUGUCAUCAGCGAAGACUAAAGGUCAGCCAUCAUCUAAACACCAGUCUGAAGAACGAGGCAAACUUCACUGCUGUUCUGAAUGUGGCAAACAAUUCUCUCGCUGGAGUAGCCUUCAGAACCACAAAAGAAUUCACACCGGAGAGAAGCCAUUUUGCUGCACUGAAUGUGGUAAGCAGUUCUGUCGCAGGAGUACUCUUUGGAGACACACUAGAAUUCACACAGGAGAGAAACCCUAUUGCUGUAAGGAAUGUGGCAAACAGUUCUCCCAUUGGAGUAAUCUUCAGAGCCACAAAAAAACUCACACUGGAGAGAAGCCACAUUCCUGUAAUGAAUGUGGCAAACGAUUCUAUCGCAGGAGUAAUCUUCAGAGCCAUUCAAGAAUUCACACUGGAGAGAAGCCGUAUUGCUGUAAUGAAUGUGGCAAACAGUUCUGUUUCCAGAGUACUCUUCAAAGACACACUAGAAUUCACACAGGAGAGAAGCUAUAUUGUUGUAAUGAAUGUGGCAAACGAUUCUCGGACAGGAGUGCUUUGCAGAAACACACUAGAAAUCAUACUGGAGAGAAGCCCUAUUCUUGUUCUGAAUGUGGCAAACAAUUCUCUCACUCGAGCACUCUUCAGAGCCACAAACGAAUCCACACUGGAGAGAAGCCAUAUUGCUGCUUAGAAUGUGGCAAGCGAUUCUGUCGAAGUAGUAGUCUUCAGAGCCACAAAAAAAUUCACACUGGAGAGAAGCCUUAUUGCUGUAAUGAAUGUGGAAAACAAUUCAGUUACCGGAGUAAUUUUCAGACCCACAAAAGAAUUCAUACUGGAGAGAAGCGAUAUUGCUGUUCUGAGUGUGGCAAACAAUUUGCACAGUUGAGAAGUCUUAAGAAGCACUCUACAGCUCACACAGGAGAGAAAGAGGAGGUUCCAAAGGAUUAGGCUGGUGGGUGAAAAAGGAGGAAGGAGAACUGUAACCCUUCUAACUACUCAAAUCUUGAUUACUACCCUUUAUGUGAAGGGCUUUAUUGUGCAACAUGUAUAGCAAAUCUCAUCAAGGAAAAACUAGCCCUAAUAGAAUAAAAUAUCCACAAAACGCAUGUCUGUCAGGAUGAAAAGGUGCCCACCCUCUGCCUCAGCACUAGACUAGGUGAUGGUGAUAGUGCAAGACCUCCAAAGUUGGCGACAGUCCAGAUGGGCAGUGUUGUCCAACCACAGUAAAGCACAUAAGACCACAAAAGUGUAACUUGUGCGAGAAUGCUGAAUGUAGCUCAGAGGGGAUCAUGUACUGCUACUUUUAUGUAGCAAAUCCAGAAUUUCUGGCUAAAGGAUGUCCCAGGAAGGCUAGCACCAGAACUGGAAUCUAGAAAACAAAUCCUUACAUUCAAAGAAAAUUCAAGAAAGAUCACCAAAGCAAACCUAAGAGCCUUAAUGGUAAUAACUAAAAAAAAAAACAAAGCAAAUAAGGCAAGACAUCUAAAGCACCUACAAAGAUCAGGAAAAGACGCUGGCAAAAAGUCAAGACUCAGAAACAAUAAGAGCAAAGACCUGGGAUGAAGAGGAGGGACCUCCAUAUGGUGUGGCAUUUACGUGAAAAUAUGAAAGCAUCAAUAGCCAAACCAAGUAAAGAAGAGAGACACAUUUCAAAUGAAAUUCAGAAAUAAAAACCCCAAAUAUGAACAGAAACUGGUCAUUUCAAAAUAUAGAAUGUCCCAUCAAGCAACUGAUUCUCACAUGAUGGGCAAACAGCAGAGAGAGAAGAUUUGGAGGACAUUUCUAAUAAAUUUCAGUUGUUUGGUGCAUGUCCAUUCCUUCUGUUUUUAAUACAACCUGCCAAAUGACACAAAAGAUGACAGCACCAGAUGCCCUGGAAGUAGAGUGACCAGAAAUUUAAAAGAAAAUCAAUAAAAAUAUUGUCUGCGACUCAUCAAAACUGCUGGAAUGAAGUUAAUAAACAGAAUAUCCUUAAAAUAAAAAAGUCAGAAAAUACCCCUUCAAUAGAGGACAAGAAAAUAAAAUGCAGGAAAGCACAGAUGAGCUCCUAGACAUGAUUGUUAUGGACAACGAUACAAGAUAACUUACUGAGAACGUCUUUAUAACUGAUAGUAUACACCAUGCUUAUAGCUAAGAUCAACAAGGCUAUAACUGGCAUAAAGCAAACCCAUCAGUCUAAAAUGCAUUUAACAGCAGUCAACAGGAUUGGGACUGUGCAAAAUUCAGAGUAUGGAGAAAUGGAUAAAAGUACAGUCCAAAAUGAAUUGAAGAGAAAGUGUCAUCAGUCAAGACCAACGUGAAAGGUGUAACGGCCAAACAAAAAUCUUAAAUCACAGAAUUGUCUGAUAAGUUAUGAAGACUUAGCCUUCACAAUGGCUUAAAAUCCCGACAAAAGCUCAACGUGAUUUUUCAGGAACAACCUAAAAAAAUUUCCUGGCGAACUUUAGACGGGGGCACCCUGUAAGCAAGUACCCCGCCAGACAAAAAUGAAAUUGAAAUAUUUCAGAGAAGCAUCUAUGAGAGUGCUCAAGAACACAAGAAAGAAUCAGACUGGUUAAGCAAACAUCAGAAGGACAUAGAAAACAGGAGUGGAAUAACCGGAGGUGACAAAUCAAAGAAAAAGCACCCAAGAUCAAAAUGUAUGCUAACUGAAGGACCUCCGGUUCAGAUGACUUACCCAGCUGCUGCCUUAAACAACUUAACAGCAUUGCUCUGGGAUAUGACCGAGUGUGAGGACCUCUUAAUAUAACACCUGCAGAUGACCGCACAAAAAGCAAAACUCCUACUUCUAACAUCGGAGCAAAUCAAAUAUCACCCAAAACUACAGUUCCAUAACUUGCCUGUCCGCCAUAUAUACUGUAAAAGCUUCACAGGAGUAGACACUAAUAGAAUUUACAGUCUCUAGGGUCCAGUUACUUUAAUGGAAAAAUAACAGAAGAGGUCGUAUGGAAUAAAAGACCAUCUAUUGUUGUUAAAAGGUCAUGCGGCACAAAAGACACAUCCGUUGUUACCUUAAGUAAUUAUGGAGUGUAGCAAAUAGGACCAAAGCCCAAGUAUGCCAUGAAUCAACUCUAGAGAAGUCUUUGAUAGCAUACCACCCAGCUGGAUCCUCAACGACUUUGAAGGGUAUGAAGUCCGCCCUGCUGUUACAGGUUUGCCCUCAAUCCCCCUGCACCACUGACGGCCACCCCUACAGCUUCAUCAUGACAAUGGCCAGAUCACAGUCCCAAACAUAAGAGUGAGAGGAAUAGGGCUGGACAAUGUAGUGAGCUUGGCAUGACAUUUAUGAAAAAUCAAUAUGUACUUUUGUUUGAUUUUUUUUUUCCCCCACUAGUACUACUCUUAAAUAAAAUUUGCAAAAUCUCCACUCCUCUUUCGAAGCACAACGAUGCCGACUCCCCAUUUUGCCUGGUUGUGGUGGCGAGUAAGGAUCGGAGCAGGAAGAAGAGUUUAGAACCGGGAGGUGUUCGCUCUGCGGACUGGUAAUAGUUAAGGUUUUACAAGGCAUGACAGUGCAAGCAGUACAGCAUCUAAAGAUAAAACACGUUAUUACAUUUAAAGAGGCCAUCCAAGCACAUAAAUGGCGCCUGUAACAAGACCUCUCAGGUAAGCAACGUUCUGUACAAAGUUCACUACUGUGUUGGUGCACCACGUGAACGGGUCGAAGGAGCUGCGGGACUUCAUAUUUUCAUAUGUUUCAUAUUUCGAAACAUUUUUGCCUGCUUAACUUGCGCCUGUACUUUGUCAGUGGUCAGAUAUUUUCACGGACCGCUAAUUCACCCCAAAAGCGUUACAUCUGCACAGCGUAACACGCGCUCUUGAAAUGCUACAAGCGCGCAUUAAAACGGCGAUCCUUUUCUGUAAAUUCUGUUUGUGUGUCAGUUAUGGGGGAAAAUUGUAUUUUUGGUCAUUUUAUUUUCACUUUGAGGUUAAUUUUUUCGUUUUUAGCAACUGAGCUGAGCUUCCUAAUUACCAUAGGUGUGGAUAUCUGAAGCUUUUUUUUUUUCUUGUUAAUACGUGUUAUUCUCUGUAAUAAAUAUAUUGUCCUAACGAUCUUUGAAUCUUUUUAGUUUAUUACUAGUUAACGGAAAUCAAAUAAUAGUAUUACCUUUUUGAGCACUUUUUUUAGUGAAAUACAAAUCCGUGCGAGUUUAUCAUUUUAAUAGUGAUAUGUGACUUUACUGUUUAUUGGGACUGAAAUGUAAAGUGUCACUUGGUAGUACGGGACUGCCCCAUUGUCGCUGAAAUAUCGCCACCUUUCGCAGAAUUUCAAGUGUCGUCUUAACAGAUUAUUUUGUGCCCCCACAUACUGUACAUACCUCUCUAUAGUGUAGAGAAAUAAUAAUUCAAGAAGUUGUUAAGGGCACUGGAUGUCAAAUAGCAGUUGCCUGGCUGCAAGCACCGUAUUUACUAUGCUGUUAAAUGUUAUAAAGUGAAUACCCGCACCCAUCCCAGAGAGCGAACGAGGACAAGUUACAGUCGGGGACUUGGCCGCUGCAUUUUUAACUUUUGCAGUUGCUACAUCCAAGAGUUCGUUAUCACUCAUCUCAUAUUUAAGCUGCUUUUUCUGAGGGCCGUCGUGAUUACAGUAGUUAUUUGUAGUUUGUUUUUCGUAACAGUAAGUCCUAUUCAUAUAAUACAUACAAUUGCAUGAAUUAGGCUACAUUAGCUUCGUUAGCGUUUUUUGUACUUCUGGUAAAAUGAACCAAAAAUGUUGAUUUUUUUAAAUGUUAUGUGCAAUAAAAACAUGUAAAUACUAAAGUACCAAUAUAAAUGCAGUAACUAA
Molecule: messenger RNA, 7159 nt
Organism: Polypterus senegalus (gray bichir)
Lineage: Eukaryota; Metazoa; Chordata; Cladistia; Polypteriformes; Polypteridae
Product: zinc finger protein 729-like
Exons: 6
Coding region: 187-3321 (1044 amino acids)
Biological process (GO): regulation of transcription by RNA polymerase II
Molecular function (GO): RNA polymerase II cis-regulatory region sequence-specific DNA binding; DNA-binding transcription factor activity, RNA polymerase II-specific
Source: RefSeq, a predicted model, not a curated record